Messenger RNA from Theileria equi strain WA, 1707 nucleotides. RefSeq lists its product as hypothetical. The record is from RefSeq and is a predicted model, not a curated record. Lineage: Eukaryota; Apicomplexa; Aconoidasida; Piroplasmida; Theileriidae. The transcript has 12 exons. Gene Ontology annotation, molecular function: DNA binding. Gene Ontology annotation, biological process: DNA replication; DNA replication initiation. Gene Ontology annotation, cellular component: alpha DNA polymerase:primase complex. Bases 1 to 1707 code for a protein of 568 amino acids.
AUGAUCCUUUCUGACGAAAUCACAACCGCAAAUAUCGCAGACCAUCUGAAACAACGCCUAAAUGGGACUUUUCGCUGGCCGUUACUACAGGAACUUUUAAGUCGUCUAGAAUCUGCCGGGAAUAACACGAAAGAGAUCGUAGCAAUCAACAAAUGGUUCAAAGAAGAGUUGGAGAGGCUCGUUGGGAGCGAGAAGGAGGAUGAAGACUCCAGAAAAGUGUCUGUAGCCCAAAGUUUGCUAGAUUUAGUCGCUAUGAAGAGUAACUUUACGACAAACAGCGAGGAAGAAAUCUUCAUACACACCGCCCAGUACGUAAAGGAUGAAGUUUUCCAAAUUAAAAAGGGCUGCGAGAUAGAAAACAAGUCAACCUUCUCAUUCGAUUUGGCUGUUACGGUUCCCUACUACAAAUGCCACAAUGCCUCCGCAGCGCUCGUGGAUGAGGCAAUAAAUGACAAAAUAUUGAGGUUUGCGAACCUCUUUAAGGAGUUUUGCAACUCAAAGGGACUCCAGUGCGAAUUCAAGCCUCUGAGAACCGACAGCGAGACGGAUGUAACGGUAUAUGGAAGAAUUGGAGCAGAAGGAGAAAGUGGAAUUGAUAUUCUCAACGUCACUCUCCAGGGAAGUACAACUAAUGAUUUCGGAGUAAGGGCGCAAAUUGAAAAUUUACACCAAAUUGAGGAGCUCUGUCUAUUUCCAGGGCAAAUGGUAGGUUUUUCUCCAUCAAAUAAAUCCUCUCAGGCCGCUGUAACCGGACGCUGUUUCGAGGAUAACUUUGGAGUUCGCUACGUUACUAGCAAUAUACGAUGUGGAAUUCCGGUAGAUGAACCAGUCACUACUCUAGCUGCGCAAAACAAGUUUAAAAACGAGAACAUUCACAUUUCGGUGAUACGUGGAGCUCUUCUUACUGAGAAUUUGGAGCAAACAAACUUCCAAUAUGUCUUUCACAAGCUAAAGAGGGAUAAACCGCAUGUUGUAUUCUUCAUGGGACCCUUUGUUAGUGUCAACCAAAUGGCCGUUGAGGGGUAUGGAAUAUCGCGAUUGGGAGACUUGACAUUUUUGUACUCCAAAUUCCUCAAGGACCUGUCUAAUGUCGCUCAAUUUGGUCCAAUGAGUAAUACCAAAUUUGUAAUCGUUCCUCACUGCUAUGAUGUCCUGCUGAGCUAUCCUCUCCCACAACCACCACUAAAUUGUGCAUCAAGUCCUCUAUACAAGAAAGAAUUUCCAGAGAAUAUAAUUUUCCUUUCAAACCCAGGAACUAUAAGCAUCAAUGGAAUCCUCUUUGGAGUUACAUCUUGCGAUGUAAUCUCAGGAAUCGAAAAAAACAUGGUAUGCAAGCCAAAAGAGGAUUCAGUGCGACUCAUCUGCCAACAAUUAUUGCAACAGCGUUCUCUCUUUCCCAGCUAUCCGGCAUCAAAGCUUCCAGCUGAAUAUGCAGUCGAUCAUUCGAUGCUCCGUCAGUUGGAGUUUUCAAACGAAACAAUCCCAGACAUUGUGCUGUUCUCAAGUUCAGCAAAAUCGGAGCCUUUUGUCGAAUUUACAAAUCACAGGGCGUUUAUAAGCUGCCACAACGUCAUGGUCCCAAAGAACCAAACUGUGCAGUCAGUAACGGAGAUUUAUGUCACACCUCAAACCGAUGUUGGAGGACUUAUUGUACCAAUGGAUAUCGAUAAGAGGGUCUCACUCGCAGUUAGCAUUCUACAGGAAUGA